CUUGGUUCCUUGCUAAAAUACUGUGUUAUAAUUUCCUUGUUACUGUCCAGCCAGACCAAAGACCAGGUCACAGCAGCUGCCAUGCGGCGGCUUAGGGAGAGAGGCCUGACUCUAGACAGCAUCUUGCAAAUGGAUGACAAUACCCCAGGUCAACUCAUCUACCCAAUUGGCUUUUGGAGGAGCAAAGUGCAGUACAUAAAGCAGACAAGCAAGAUCCUGAAGCAGCAAUAUGGGGGCGACAUCCCAGCCACUGUGGCAGAGCUGGUGGCACUUCCUGGCAUUGGACCCAAGAUGGCACACUUAGCCAUGGCCAUUGCCUAGGACAAGGUGUCAGGCACUGCAGUGGACACACAUGUACACAGGAUCAGCAACAGACUGAAAUGGACCAAGAAGGAGACCAAGUACCCUGAGGAAACCAGAGCUGCCCUGGAGGACUGGCUGCCAAGGGAUCUGUGGAAGAAGAUUAACUGGCUGAUGGUUGGCUUUGGCCAGCAGACCUGCCUGCCAGUGAACCCUCGGUGUGGGGACUGCCUCAACCGAGGCUUGUGCCCAGCAGCACAGAGGCCUUGAAGAAGGCUGCAGCAAAGACCCCGGAGGUACAGGGAUCAGAUGGACAGCCAGC
Trichosurus vulpecula (common brushtail) is the source of this 622-nucleotide messenger RNA. Its product is annotated as endonuclease III-like protein 1. Lineage: Eukaryota; Metazoa; Chordata; Mammalia; Diprotodontia; Phalangeridae. The annotation marks the transcript as partial. Gene Ontology annotation, molecular function: DNA-(apurinic or apyrimidinic site) endonuclease activity; oxidized pyrimidine nucleobase lesion DNA N-glycosylase activity; DNA binding. Gene Ontology annotation, cellular component: nucleus. The record is from RefSeq and is a predicted model, not a curated record. Gene Ontology annotation, biological process: nucleotide-excision repair; base-excision repair, AP site formation; base-excision repair. The transcript is spliced from 2 exons.